AUGCCAGAACUCACUCUAUAUUGCCCCGAUGAACUAUUGCGUUGGCAAGAAAAUGUCACUAAUGAUACAACUUCAAUUAUCGUGCAUGAAUCAUGCAAAAUCCUUGGAAGCAAUUCAUUAAAUUAUCCAAAUUUAGAAUCUGUAACACUUCCUGAUACACUCGAAAGGAUUGAAGAUGAUCCAUUCACAAAUGUGCCGCUGAAAAGUCUUUUCAUCCCUAGAGAUGUUAACUACAUGAAUGAAGCAAAUCCAUUUAAUCUUCUCCCUUUCUUAGAAAGAAUUGACGUAGAUGAAAAUAAUCAAUACUUCGCCUCCAUUGAUGGAGUAUUGUAUGACAAAGGCAUCACGAAAUUGAUUGAAUAUCCUUCAAAUAAUCAUCAAAAAACCUUUAUCGUUCCAAAAAGUGUCAAAUCCUUUGGAAUUUACUCAUUCUCAAGACAUAAAACAAUUGAAACAGUUGUAUUGCAAGCAUCACUUUCGUUGAUUGAUAAGCGCAGUUUCGGUUAUGUUGAGAAUGUAACAAUAAUGCUCCCACAUCGAACAAAAAUAAAUAAAAUAUACAACACCACAACUUAUCCUUGCAACUUAUAUGACUCUUCUUUCAUCUAUUACUACUAUAAAAUGGAGUCAAAAGAAGUAUGUCUCUUCUCUUUUGGCUUGAAAUCUUUUUUGAUGUCAUAUAUUUAUGUUUUUAUAUUGCAAUAA
Trichomonas vaginalis G3 is the source of this 705-nucleotide messenger RNA. RefSeq names its product ribonuclease inhibitor domain-containing protein. Lineage: Eukaryota; Parabasalia; Trichomonadida; Trichomonadidae. The record is from RefSeq and is a predicted model, not a curated record. The coding region runs from base 1 to 705 and encodes 234 amino acids. The transcript has a single exon.